CGUUGUGUUACUCCGCUAGCCAGUCACAGAAGCAAAGUCGUCGUCAUUCGACGUUUUUAAAAUGGCGUCGUGCUUGAUACCUCCGCAGCGUCUGCUGUUCUUGAAGGGUCUUUUCAUCAGCGGAAGCGAUGAGGUGUGCAAUACACAUGGACAAAGUGUAUGGAGUCUGAGCAUUUCACUCUUCAAAAGUCCUCGGUGCGAGGAAAAACGUGUGAGGGUGAGCUGGGAAAGUUGGUGGCUUGAUGCGCGCCAUCCUCGUGCGUGCCCCUGCGUUGGAGAUGUGACCGAGUGCAUGCUAGAUGGGGGAGCACACUCUAUGGAAGCCAUCCACGGGGGCCAUGGCACCAGGCAACUACAAACGAGAACGCUUCCAAGCCCAGUGCUAUUGCAUAGGAUGUACCCAGAAUCGUGCUGCAGGGAGACGGCCACAUUCGAGCACAUACUAUGGGAUUGCUCCAAACAUCCAAGCGAAGCUAACUCAGGACGUAUACCGCCGCAGCGACGACCAAGAAAAACAACUCCAGGCCAUCCAGCAGGUCAUCAAGGCGCGGGCUAUGCAGGAGCCUGGCAAGCCGGCAAUGGCGAGCGGGGUUCCUCGCAGAGCACCCGCCAAGAUGACGACAUAGGCCACAUCUGAAGCGUGCCUGCGUGCUUUACUGCAGGCUCAAUAAAUAUUUUCCCAAUCCAA
This is a messenger RNA of Dermacentor andersoni, 688 nucleotides long. The record is from RefSeq and is a predicted model, not a curated record. NCBI's taxonomy places the organism in Eukaryota, Metazoa, Arthropoda, Arachnida, Ixodida, Ixodidae.